GAAACUGUCAUGGCGGCGUUGUGUUUAGUUUGUGCUAGCUGCUAACUUUAUAAUUUCCUUUUCCAUUGAAUUUAUGCUUCUUAUUACUUGUAUUCACACGUAUUAUUAUUGCAAUCACAUCUAAUUAGAAUAGUGUUAUCUAUGUUUUGUAAAUAGCAGCUGUUUUCGCUUCCGAACCAGCUCUGUCAGCUUGUGUUAGCUAGCUAGCUAACGGUAGCUAUUUGUGCACAGCCGGCUAGCUAGAUAGUGUCGCAGUGCAGUUUCCAGUCAUUAAGACAGUUUUGAUGGUAGGGGAGAAGCCGUCGUUGGCUCAGUCAAAUGCCAAAAUCAUAUCUAAAGGAAGCUGCUCCUGUCCUAGAGGUCUCAACGGAGCAUGUUCAGUCCACGAGUACGUGGGCACCUCAGGCCCGAGCGUGCGCUUUAAGAUGAUGUCAGUGUGUAUUUCAUAGAGAUGGAGGGGAUUUCAGUAUAAAUGCAAGCCAAGCUCUCCUCCAUUCACAACUUCCAUAACUUGACUGAGCUGUCCAUCCAGACUCUUGAAGAAACUGAAGAAGCAGUAUCCAUGAUCAACACAAUGACAUCAACGGUCCUCAUCAGCUUCCUGGCCUGUCUGCUCCUGGUCAAUGUUGAAGGCCAGGUGGGUCAUUCUAAAGCUCGGUGCCUGUGUCUAAAUGGAAUGGUGAACCGUGUUAAACCUCUUCUCAUUGAGAAGCUUGAAGUGUACGCCUCCAGCCACUCCUGCCAGCACAUGGAGAUCAUUGUCACUCUGAAGAACGGAAAAGGGAAAAAGUGUCUGAAUCCAGAGGCCCCGAUUGUCAAGAAAAUAAUUGAGAAAUGGAUGAAAAACCAAAGGAGUGUGCAGUAAAAGUAACGACAACAGUUCAGUUGAGAACUUGAUGGAGAGAGAGAGAGCUAUUCCUGAGGAAUGCACUGAAAACUGCCUGAAGACUGCCUGAAUAUAUGUUUACACUGUUGAAUGGUACUUAGAAAGUCGUUUUUUAAAUUGACAAAAUGAGUAUCUGUUACACAAUGUGACUUACUAGUUGAGAGACAUUUCUAGUAUUUCCAAUGGAAAAUAUAAAAAGCAUUUCAAUAUGUAAACAUAUUUUUUUAUUAUGCAAUGUCAACAAUUAAAAUGUUUAAUAUUUUGUUUGGUUAUCAAAUUUGUCCAUGGGAAAUGAAAAUGAACAUUUGUGUAAAAACUGUAUAUUUUUUAUGUAUUGUUUACGUUUUCUAUCAAAUCAAUAAAGAAGCAUUUGACUUUA
Messenger RNA from Coregonus clupeaformis (lake whitefish), 1265 nucleotides. Its product is annotated as C-X-C motif chemokine 11-1-like. The coding region runs from base 473 to 865 and encodes 130 amino acids. Gene Ontology annotation, cellular component: extracellular region. Gene Ontology annotation, molecular function: chemokine activity; CXCR chemokine receptor binding. Gene Ontology annotation, biological process: neutrophil chemotaxis; cellular response to lipopolysaccharide; chemokine-mediated signaling pathway. The transcript is spliced from 6 exons. The record is from RefSeq and is a predicted model, not a curated record. Lineage: Eukaryota; Metazoa; Chordata; Actinopteri; Salmoniformes; Salmonidae.